AUUAAAAGAGAAAAACAAAAUAAUAUUCUUAUGUUUAAUAUAAAAAAAUUGUAAUUUACAUAUUAAUUUUAAUCGCCUCCUACGAUGCCACGAUUCUCUCUAGUCAUACGAAAUUAAUAUCGCGCCGUAGUAUACUUCUCUCCUUUUUUUAGAUGUAAAGUCGUUCUUAUUUAUUUUUAACAUUUUAUUUCUAUUCUUAGCGCUAUUUUAUAUAUGACGGCGGUUAAAAAUUGAUGGCUAGGGUAACUCGUAGAAUCAUAUGUACAUAAGAUCGCGAUAUUUUCAAUAAUGCCGCGAUAAGGAUGAUAGUUAAAGGAUCAGUCACGUCUUGUCUUUUGACGUAACGGAGGUUGUUACGAAGUAUAUUUAAGACAAAUUUAGACUACUCUACUUAUUCUUUGUUUAUAUGCCACAUUUAGUAACUUAAUACGAAAUUCAUGAUUUUUAAGUGAAUUGACGUAUAACAAGUAACAAGUUAAAUAAGAGAAUACGUUUUGCUAAAUCUUAUAUCGAUGUGAUUCUCGUGAUAUGAGAAAUUAGCGCUAUAAGGGAUAUCUGUAAUUAUCAUUAUGACGAAAAUAAAUAAAUUUCAUAAUAAAUUAAUUUCAGAAUUAGUCUUUCUAAUUAAUCUUUAAGUCGCGAGAUGUCAAAUACGAUGCAGUAAUGACACGAAUAUUGCGAAUAUUACACGAUACUCAAAAGUGAAAAAGUAUUAAUAAUGCCAAUACGCGCAGAAAGCUUUUGUCUUGUAAACCAUCUUGUAAUAAUUGACAAUCACAUAAGUACAAGAAAAUUGACUAUCAACAAAAUGCAUGGAAAUAUGAACGCUUGUCACACACAAGAGGUAGAGAUUGUAUCGUCAACUUCUAAGUUGAUAGAUGCUUCCAAAUACAAUCUGCGGUGUAACCGCAAUAUUAGUGAAAAAAUGACAAAGAAGGAUUUUAUUUAUGACAUCCCUACAGCUGCGCAGACCAUGAGAAAGCUUGAGAUACAAAAACGACCGUUCAUACUUCAGAUACAGCUACGGCGAAAAAUGUACGCUAACUCAAAAAUGCCACUACGGUAUAUAAUUUCUAAAAAUAUAGAUCAUGAUGGUAGUGGUGAUGCAACUGUAGUUACUAAUCGACGCACUUUAAAAUACAAGUGCAACUUCUGUCACGAACCUAUUGCCACGUUGUUUUCUCUGUCGACUCAUGUUAAAUUCCACUGUCAAACAUACUGCAAGAUAUGUUAUUGGAUUUUGGAGCAAAAUGAGACUAUGAAACAGCAUAUCAGCAAUUGUCAUGAAAAUAGUCCGGGGAUAGCAAACUAAAAUCUCAUUUAAAAACGUUGUUUCUGCAUUCCAAAUAAAACUCUAUAUAAUCUAAAUAAAAAAUACUUAAA
This is a messenger RNA of Linepithema humile (Argentine ant), 1383 nucleotides long. RefSeq lists its product as uncharacterized. NCBI's taxonomy places the organism in Eukaryota, Metazoa, Arthropoda, Insecta, Hymenoptera, Formicidae. The record is from RefSeq and is a predicted model, not a curated record.